AUGUCAGAGCGCUCUGGGCAAACUGCAAAGGGGAAGGAUGGCAAAUCCAAGUAUGCGUCUCUCAACCUGUUUGAUACCUACAAAGGAAAGAGCCUUGAAGCACAAAAGCCUGUUGGUGAGUAUUUUUAUUGUUUCCAUUGUCCAAGUAGUGUCUUAGUGUGUGGAUAGCGCAAUGCCUCCCCUUUUAAAAGUGGAACCGUGUCAGGUGUUGACGUGAGGUGCUCAGAUCAGGUCAUCAGAUCAUUUUCUGAUCGAUCAUAGGUGAUUGGGUUUGUUGAUAUCGGUUAUGAUAAACGGGUCAUAUUAUGCAAUAAUUUUUCUACAUACGAUCUAUGGGCCGACUUGACUAGAUGUGCAUACACAACCCACAUUUUAGCACUUAACAUUUUAACAUACAGUGGGGAAAAAAAGUAUUUAGUCAGCCACCAAUUGUGCAAGUUCUCCCACUUAAAAAGAUGAGAGGCCUGUAAUUUUCAUCAUAGGUACACGUCAACUAUGACAGACAAAUUGAGGGGAAAAAAUCCAGAAAAUCACAUUGUAGGAUUUUUAAUGAAUUUAUUUGCAAAUUAUGGUGGAAAAUAAGUAUUUGGUCACCUACAAACAAGCAACAUUUCUGGCUCUCACAGACCUGUAACUUCUUCUUUAAGAGGCUCCUCUGUCCUCCACUCGUUACCUGCAUUAAUGGCACCUGUUUGAACUUGUUAUCAGUAUAAAAAAGACACCUGUCCACAACCUCAAACAGUCACACUCCAAACUCCACUAUGGCCAAGACCAAAGAGCUGUCAAAGGACACCAGAAACAAAAUUGUAGACCUGCACCAGGCUGGGAAGACUGAAUCGGCAAUAGGUAAGCAGCUUGGUUUGAAGAAAUCAACUGUGGGAGCAAUUAUUAGGAAAUGGAAGACAUACAAGACCACUGAUAAUCUCCCUCGAUCUGGGGCUCCAUGCAAGAUCUCACCCCGUGGGGUCAAAAUGAUCACAAGAACGGUGAGCAAAAAUCCCAGAACCACACGGGGGGACCUAGUGAAUGACCUGCAGAGAGCUGGGACCAAAGUAAUAAAGCCUACCAUCAGUAACACACUACGCCGCCAGGGACUCAAAUCCUGCAGUGCCAGACGUGUCCCCCUGCUUAAGCCAGUACAUGUCCAGGCCCGUCUGAAGUUUGCUAGAGUGCAUUUGGAUGAUCCAGAAGAGGAUUGGGAGAAUGUCAUGUGGUCAGAUGAAACCAAAAUAGAACUUUUUGGUAAAAACUCAACUCGUCGUGUUUGGAGGACAAAGAAUGCUGAGUUGCAUCCAAAGAACACCAUACCUACUGUGAAGCAUGGGGGUGGAAACAUCAUGCUUUGGGGCUGUUUUUCUGCAAAGGGACCAGGACGACUGAUCCGUGUAAAGGAAAGAAUGAAUGGGGCCAUGUAUCGUGAGAUUUUGAGUGAAAACCUCCUUCCAUCAGCAAGGGCAUUGAAGAUGAAACGUGGCUGGGUCUUUCAGCAUGACAAUGAUCCCAAACACACCGCCUGGGCAACGAAGGAGUGGCUUCGUAAGAAGCAUUUCAAGGUCCUGGAGUGGCCUAGCCAGUCUCCAGAUCUCAACCCCAUAGAAAAUCUUUGGAGGGAGUUGAAAGUCUGUGUUGCCCAGCGACAGCCCCAAAACAUCACUGCUCUAGAGGAGAUCUGCAUGGAGGAAUGGGCCAAAAUACCAGCAACAGUGUGUGAAAACCUUGUGAAGACUUACAGAAAACGUUUGACCUGUGUCAUUGCCAACAAAGGGUAUAUAACAAAGUAUUGAGAAACUUUUGUUAUUGACCAAAUACUUAUUUUCCACCAUAAUUUGCAAAUAAAUUCAUUAACAAUCCUACAAUGUGAUUUUCUGGAUUUUGUUUCUCAUUUUGUCUGUCAUAGUUGACGUGUACUUAUGAUGAAAAUUACAGUCCUCAUCUUUUUAAGUGGGAGAACUUGCACAAUUGGUGGCUGACUAAAUACCUUUUUUUCCCCACUGUAUGUCUUCCAUUUCCUAAUAAUUGCUCCCACAGUUGAUUUCUUCAAACCAAGCUGCUUACCUAUUGCAGAUUCAGUCUUCCCAGCCUGGUGCAGGUCUACAAUUUUGUUUCUGGUGUCCUUUGACAGCUCUUUGGUCUUGGCCAUAGUGGAGUUUGGAGUGUGACUGUUUGAGGUUGUGGACAGGUGUGUUUUAUACUGAUAACAAGUUCAAACAGGUGCCAUUAAUACAGGUAACGAGUGGAGGACAGAGGAGCCUCUUAAAGAAGAAGUUACAGGUCUGUGAGAGCCAGAAAUCUUGCUUGUUUGUAGGUGACCAAAUACUUAUUUUCCACCAUAAUUUGCAAAUAAAUUCAUUAAAAAUCCUACAAUGUGUUUUUCUGGAGGAAAAAAAAUCUCAAUUUGUCUGUCAUAGUUGACGUGUACCUAUGAUGAAAAUUACAGGCCUCUCUCAUCUUUUUAAGUGGGAGAACUUGCACAAUUGGUGGUUGACUAAAUACUUUUUUCCCCACUGUAUCUAGGCCUGUGUCUGUAGAAUAUUGUUACAAUGUUGAAGGCUUGGGGCGGUCCAUUGCACUGAUUUCUAAAAAGUGUCUCUAGAAUGAUUUCAGCAUUUGAGACUGAGGAAAAGGCUAACAUUAGGGCCUAACUGAAAUUCUAAUUUUACUCACUGAAAAGUAACAGAGUGAAUGGAGGAAUGGGAAGGUAUUGAAGACGCUUGUAUAAACUACAAUGGAUGGGUGCAGGCCCCAUGGUCUGGUGGUCUAGGCAUAUGUACGCAACCUCAGAGACCAAGGUUCCGAUCCCUGGCUCCUCCUUUCCCAUUUUCUCUCCCUCCUCCUAAUGUCUCCCAAACUGUUUCCAAUCUGUCUGAAGAAAGCAAAAAUGCCCUGAAAUAAUAAUAAUACUUAAAAAAAUAUAUAUAUUUAUACUCUACCGGUCAAAAGUUUUAGAACACCUACUCAUUCAAGGGUUUUUCUUUUUAAAAUUUUCUACAUUGUAGAAUAAUAGAGAAGACAUCAAAACUAUGAAAUAAGAAAUAUGUAAUCAUGUAGUAACCAAAAAAGUGUUAAACAAAUGAAAAUAUAUUUUAUAUUUGAGAAUCUUCAAAGUAGCCACCCUUUGCCUUGAUGACAGCUUUGCACACUCUUGGCAUUCUCUCAACCAGCUUCAUGAGGUAGUCACCUGGAAUGCAUUUCAAUUAACAGGUGUGCGUUGUUAAAAGUUAAUUUAUGGAAUUUCUUUCCUUAAUGCGUUUGAGCCAAUCAGUUGUGUUGUGACAAGGUAGGGGUGGUAUACAGAAGAUAGCCCUAUUUGUUAAAAGACCAAGUCCAUAUAAUGGCAAGAACAGCUCAAAUAAGCAAAGAGAAACGACAGUCCAUCAUUACUUUAAGACGUGGUCAGUCAAUCUGGAAAAUGUAAAGAACUUUGAAAGUUUCUUCAAGUGCAAUCGCAAAAACCAUCAAGCGCUAUGAUGACAAAAGCUUCACAGAGUUCAAGUAACAGACAAAUCUCAACCUUCAACUGUUCAGAGGGGACUGUGUGAAUCAGUCCUUCAUGGUCGAUUGCUGCAAAGAAACCACUACUAAAGGACACCAAUAAGAAGAAGAGACCUGCUUGGGCCAAGAAACACGAGCAAUGGACAUUAGACCGGUGGAAAUUUGUCCUUUUGGUCUGGGGUCCAAAUUGGAGACGCGGUGUGGGUGAAUGGAUGACCUCCGCAUGUGUAUUUCCCACCGUAAAGCAUGGAGGAAGAGGUGUUAUGAUGUGGGGGGGCUUUGCUGGUGACACUGUCUGUGAUUUAUUUAGAAUUCAAGGCACACUUAACGAGCAUGGCUACCACAGCAUUCUACAGCGAUACGCCAUCCCAUCUGUUUUGGGUUUAGUGGGACUAUCAUUUGUUUUUUCAACAGGACAAUGACCCAACACACCUCCGGGCUGUGUAAGGGCUAUUUUACCAAGAAGGAGAGUGAUGGAGUGCUGCAUCAGAUGACCUGGCCUCCACAAUCCCCCGACCUCAACCCGAUUUUGAGAUGGUUUGGGAUGAGUCGGAAGGCAGAGUGAAGGAAAAGCAGCCAACAAAUGCUCAGCAUAUGUGGGAACUCUUUCAAGACUGUUGGAAAAGCAUUCCAGGUGAAGCUGGUUGAGAGAAUGCCAAGAGUGUGCAAAGCUGUCAUCAAGGCAAAGGGGGGCUAUUUGAAGAAUCUCAAAUAUUAAAUAUAUUUUGAUUUGUUGAACACUUUUUUUGUUUGUUUACUACAUGAUUCCAAAUGAGUUAUUUCAUAGUUUUGAUGUCUUCACUAUUAUUCUACAAUAUAGAAAAUAGUAAAAAAUUAAGAAAAACCCUUGAAUGAGUAGGUGUGUCCAAACUUUUGACUGGUAGUGUGUGUGUGUAUGUAUAUAAAUAAUAAAGUAAAACUAGGGUGGUUGGCUCCGGUUAAGCAGCGAGCGCCCCUAACCAUUCAGCCUGACCCAGCCGAGAGAGACAGAGCUCUACUUGUAAUCAGUUUGACUUCAGCUUGUCUCCUCCUAUGUUUUAUUCACGAGCUGCCUAGCACAUCUUAGCAGCUGUCCCCUAGUUUCUCUUUCAAAAUACAACUCCCCCAAGUACUUCUGUGCUUUUCCUCAGCCUCGAAACAAAUGUGGGAUUGAUUUUCCGUAGUGAUGGGGCGGAAAAACCGAUCCAGUUACAUAUCGGGAUAUUAUUUUUGACUAUCGUUUUGACAAUAUCGCAGUAUUAUUUUUUGUGCUAUUUGCCUGUAUAUCCCUGCACCAAAACUCCAGUAUUUUUCCUUCAUAUCUUGUUCACCGUCUUUUUAAAUAGGGUGGCAAUUUGUUUUCAGCACUUAUUUCCAUGACUGAUUAAAACUAGUUUUUUCAUGGCUCUCUCUUGUCCCUCUGCAGCAAACAUAUGGUGAGCAAUAUGUUUGGAACAUUGAAUCACAAUAAGAUCAAAGUAUCUAAUCACAAUACAUAUAGAAUCGUGAGAAUCGCAAUACAUAGCCUAUCGGCACCUAAGUAUCGUGAUAAUAUUGAAUUGUGAGGUCCAUGGCAAUUCCAGCUUUAUGGAUGUGACAUUUCCACACAAUGAGAAACAAAUUGUCUCACAGAAUUAACUUAUCUAGCAUAAAUUAAAAUGUUGAUGUGUAUAUUUGUAGAAACCUAUAGGGGAAGUGUAGACAAUUCUAAGUAAUACCACUUUGAAGUAACGGUACAACUUGCAAUUGUGGAUGUGACUGAAAUGGACAGGGUCUUUUGGGAGAACAAACAGUCUGUGAAUCUCAAAGUUACAUUUUUGUAACUUCAUUCAUGACAGAUGCUUUCCUUAAAAGAUUAAAUGUUAUUAUCAAUCACCUACUGAGUAACAGAAUAAACGUCAAACUCAUCAAUUCAAACUUUUUUUAUUUUUACAAGCUCAUGCUUUGUAUUAAUCUCACACCCUUUAAUCUGCCAGCACAGGCUCUAUGAAAUGGUACCUCCUCCCCCUGUUGUCCACAAAAGGACACAGGUACUGGACAACUUGACCUGCUGCCACCCAAGCCUUGGUUGGCAAGAUGUACACAAAUCCUGUGUGGUCAUUUCUCCUUAAGAACUGCAUUUCAACAGCAUCAGUCAGUCUUUAUCUGUUACCAGUCCCACUAGAAAAGUUCGAUCGGGUUCAAGUCCGGGCUCUUGCUGGGCCACUCAAAGACAUUGAGACUUGUAAAGAAGGCACUCCUGCGCUGUCUUGGCUGUGUCCUUAGGGUCGUUGUCCUGUUGGAAAGUGAACCUUCGCCCAAGUCUGAGGUCCUGAGUGCUCUGGAGCAGGUUUUCAUCAAGGAACUCUCUGUACUUUGCUCCGUUCAUCUUUCCCUCAAUCUUGACCAGUCUUUCAGUCCCCUAUAGGGUUCUACAAAUAUACACAUUAACAUUUUAAUUUAUGCUAGAUAAGUCAAUUCUGUGAGACAAUUUGUUUCUCAUUUUGUGUGGAAAUGUCACAUCCAUAAAGCUGGAAUUGCCAGGGACCUCACAAUUCAAUAUUAUCACGAUACUUAGGUGCCGAUAGGCUAUGUAUUGCGAUUCUCACGAUUCUAUAUGUAUUGUGAUUAGAUACUUUGAUCUUAUUGUGAUUCAAUGUUCCAAACAUAUUGCUCACCAUAUGUUUGCUGCAGAGGGACAAGAGAGAGCCAUGAAAAAACUAGUUUUAAUCAGUCAUGGAAAUAAGUGCUGAAAACAAAUUGGCACCCUAUUUAAAAAGACGGUGAACAAGCUAUGAAGGAAAAAAUACUGGCGUUUUAGUGCAGGGAUAUACAGGCAAAUAGCACAAAAAAUAAUACUGCGAUAUUGUCAAAACGAUAGUCAAAAAUAAUAUCCCGAUAUGUAACUGGAUCGGUUUUCCCCCCCCCAUCACUACGGAAAAUCAAUCCCACAUUUGUUUUCGAGGCUGAGGAAAAGCACAGAAGUACUUGGGGGAGUUGUAUUUUGAAAGAGAAACUAGGGGACAGCUGCUAAGAUGUGCUAGGCAGCUCGUGAAUAAAACAUAGGAGACAAGCUGAAGUCAAACUGAUUACAAGUAGAGCUCUGUCUCUCUCGGCUGGGUCAGGCUGAAUGGUUAGGGGCGCUCGCUGCUUAACCGGAGCCAACCACCCUAGUUUUACUUUAUUAUUUAUAUACAUACACACACACUACCAGUCAAAAGUUUGGACACACCUACUCAUUCAAGGGUUUUUCUUAAUUUUUUACUAUUUUCUAUAUUGUAGAAUAAUAGUGAAGACAUCAAAACUAUGAAAUAACUCAUUUGGAAUCAUGUAGUAACCAAAAAAAGUGUUAAACAAAUCAAAAUAUAUUUUAUAUUUGAGAUUCUUCAAAUAGCCCCCCUUUGCCUUGAUGACAGCUUUGCAAACUCUUGGCAUUCUCUCAACCAGCUUCACCUGGAAUGCUUUUCCAACAGUCUUGAAAGAGUAAUAACAAAGCAAAAACAGGUAUUUAGAAAUGUCUGCAAAUGUAUUUAAAAUAAAUGAAAUAUCACAUUUAAAUAAGUAUUCAGACCCUUUACUCAGUACUUUGUUGAAACAACUGGCAGCGAUUACAGCCUAGAGUCUUCUUGGGUAUGACGCUACAAGCUUGGCACACCUGUAUUUGGGGAGUUGCUCCCAUUCUUCUCUGCAGAUGCUCUCAAGCUCUGUCAGGUUGGAUGGGGAGCGUCAGUGCACAGAUAUUUUCAGGUUUUUCCAGAGAUGUUUGAUCGUGUUCACGUCCGGGCUCUGGCUGGGCCACUCAAGGACAUUCAGAGACUUGUCCCAAAGUCACUCCUGCGUUGUCUUGGCUGUGUGCUUAGGGUCGUUGUCCUGUUGGAAGGUGAACCUUCACCCAAGUCUGAGGUCCUGAGCGCUCUGGAGCAGGUUUUCAUCAAGGAUCUCUCUGUACUUUGCUCCGUUCAUCUUUCCCUUGAUCCUGACUAGUCUCCCAGUCCCUGCCGCUGAAAAACAUCCCCAUAGCAAAAAAACAAUUUAAUCCAUUUUAGAAUAAGGCUGUAACGUAACAAAAUGUGGAAAAAGUCAAAUGGUCUGAAUACUUUACGAAUGCACAGUAAGUUAGGCCACUUGAUUUCAACAUCUGAACAAAGUGGACGGGUUAGCAUGCUGUUCAAACAGUUGGAAUCAGACAGAAGGGUAUGUUCAUAACAAUUAAACCUUUCUACCUUGUUGGCUAGCAAAUAGAACCAAGUUGACUAAACUUAAAAUAUAAAGAUUAGCUGGCUACUAACUAGCACAGAUUGUUUGAGACCUGUGUUACCUUUAUAUAAUGCCUGCUGCAAGAAGUUAGUCAUUAUAAGUGAAUGUGCAUUAUCUGUGGUUCUGGUUAAAUUUGUAACAAAAAGGGCAUUUUCAUAGAUCUACUUGAAAGCCAGAUCAAUGAUUAUUGCAAAAAAUCUGGUUAAUCUAUUUUGAUAAAAUAAUUACAUUAUUAUUGGGUCUUAUGGUUGUGGAAGGCUUAUUUAGCCAGGCAUAAUUUCACAAGCCCUGAAUUUGUUAGAUUAUUGCUGACUAUUUGAAAUGCAGUGUAAUUAGCCUUUUAAAUUGUACAACAAAGCUUAUUUAGAAAAACAUUUAAAAUAUAUUAUUUUUAUGCCAUAUCGUGCAGCCCUAGUUGUAACUCAAUUAUCUGCAGUUCUUGAUCACCUACAUCCUGUGUCGGCGAUAACCACUGUUGUUUUCAUGACCUCCUCUCACCUCCCGUUGGUUCUCAGUGGUCUCAAAUUACUGUGGUCUUUCUGCUAAUGACCUUGUCUCCCCCCUCUCUUCCUCCCCCUCAUCAGUUCCCCCCCGCCAUGGCCUGCAGUCUCUUGGUAAAGUUGCCUCCGCGCGGCGCAUGCCACCCCCUGCCAGCCUGCCCAGUCUGAAGGCGGAGAACAAAGGCAACGACCCCAACGUCUCGCUCGUUCCCAAAGACGGCACAGGAUGGGCAAGCAAGCUGGAACCAGCAGACCCAAAGAGGUGAUGAGGAGUCCCCCCGACACACUCCCCAUGAGGCGCUCUAUAGAUUUCACUAUACUAAAUCCUUCUCAGUCAGCACUCUAUUCACUGAUCUUUACUAUUUAACGUGGUUGGGUAUUAUUGCCUCUUGUUUAAAUUCUACACCUGCCCAGAACUUGAAUUUAAUCGAUUUAUCAUCAAUAUUGAUGAUUUAUCUGAAUUAGCAGGAUUAUCUUAAUCUGCAGUAUAAAAUAAGAAUUGACUAACGUUUUCUAAUGGUGAUAUUAAUAUACAGAUGCAAUGUUAUCUCAAGAAAAGCCAGCAAUACUGCUGUGGAACAUGCUAAUACGCCUCUACUAACUCUAAUUGGCACAAAUGUCUGUCUGACACUUACCCAUCUGGCGUUUCUCUCUCUCAGUACCGAUGUAUUGUCAGCACCGCAGCUGGAAUUGCCGCAGCCUGUGGUUUCACAGACGCCUGUACCGACCCGCCCGAGAACCCCGCCAGCUCCAGAGGUACACACACACACCAAUUCGAUGUCAAUGUGAACUGAAACAAAAUCGUUCCAUACCGCCAUGGUGCUUAUUGUUGUGCUGUUGUGUGUCUCUCAGGCUUCGCCUCCGGUUCCGGCCCCGGUUUCAGCCCAGGCCGCAGGGGCAAAGUCCUGGGCUCCGGCCAGUGUUACACAUGGAGCACAAGGAGAUGGUGAGUAAAAAGCCUUUUUACAUCUGUCUGUCACUUCUCUCUUUCUUCAUAUGGGCACUUUACAGCGGACUUGACUGCAUCAUCAAUGGCCUCCUAACUAACUCACGUUUGGAUAUUUAACUGUGAGUAACCCCUCAUCUCUCGCACCAUACAGGUGGAAAGGGAUCAAACCAACCGUCGCCAUUCUCUCGCGAGGAAUUUCCCACCCUGCAGGCGGCUGGCGACCAGGACAAAGCUGGCAGAGAACAGGGCACUGCAGAUCAGUGGUAUGGGCCCGGACCAAGCCUCCGCCCUCCGAGUGAGUAACGCUCAUCUCUUUAUACACUGCUAAAAAAAAUAAAGGGAACACUUAAAAAACACAAUGUAACUCCAAGUCAAUCACACUUCUGUGAAAUCAAACUGUCCACUUAGGAAGGAACACUGAUUGACAAUACAUUUCACAUGCUGUUGUGCAAAUGGAAUAGACAACAGGUGGAAAUUAUAGGCAAUUAGCAAGACACCCCCAAUAAAGAAGUGGUUCUGCAGGUGGUGACCACAGACCACUUCUCAGUUCAUAUGCUUCCUGGCUGAUGUUUUGGUCACUUUUGAAUGCUGGCGGUGCUUUCACUCUAGUGGUAGCAUGAGAUGGAGUCUACAACCCACACAAGUGGCUCAGGUAGUGCAGCUCAUCCAGGAUGGCACAUCAAUGCGAGCUGUGGCAAGACGGUUUGCUGUGUCUGUCAGCGUAGUGUCCAGAGCAUGGAGGCGCUACCAGGAGACAGGCCAGUACAUCAGGAGACGUGGAGGAGGCCGUAGGAGGGCAACAACCCAGCAGCAGGACCGCUACCUCCGCCUUUAUGCAAGGAGGAGCAGGAGGAGCACUGCCAGAGCCCUGCAAAAUGACCUCCAGCAGGCCACAAAUGUGCAUGUGUCUGCUCAAACGGUCAGAAACAGACUCCAUGAGGGUGGUAUGAGGGCCCGACGUCCACAGGUGGGGGUUGUGCUUACAGCCCAACACCGUGCAGGACGUUUGGCAUUUGCCAGAGAACACCAAGAUUGGCAAAUUCGCCACUGGCGCCCUGUGCUCUUCACAGAUGAAAGCAGGUUCACACUGAGCACGUUACAGACGUGACAGAGUCUAGAGACGCCGUGGAGAACGUUCUGCUGCCUGCAACAUCCUCCAGCAUGACCGGUUUGGCGGUGGGUCAGUCAUGGUGUGGGGUGGCAUUUCUUUGGGGGGCCGCACAGCCCUCCAUGUGCUCGCCAGAGGUAGCCUGACUGCCAUUAGGUACCGAGAUGAGAUCCUCAGACCCCUUGUGAGACCAUAUGCUGGUGCGGUUGGCCCUGGGUUCCUCCUAAUGCAAGACAAUGCUAGCCCUCAUGUGGCUGGAGUGUGUCAGCAGUUCCUGCAAGAGGAAGGCAUUGAUGCUAUGGACUGGCCCACCCGUUCCCCAGACCUGAAUCCAAUUGAGCACAUCUGGGACAUCGUGUCUCGCUCCAUCCACCAACGCCACGUUGCACCACAGACUGUCCAGGAGUUGGCGGAUGCUUUAGUCCAGGUCUGGGAGGAGAUCCCUCAGGAGACCAUCCGCCACCUCAUCAGGAGCAUGCCCAGGCGUUGUAGGGAGGUCAUACAGGCACGUGGAGGCCACACAUACUACUGAGCCUCAUUUUGACUUGUUUUAAGGACAUUACGUGUAAGUUGGAUCAGCCUGUAGUGUGGUUUUCCACUUUAAUUUUGAGGGUGACUCCAAAUCCAGACCUCCAUGGGUUGAUAAAUUUGAUUUCCAUUGAUAAUUUUUGUGUAAUUUUGUUGUCAGCACAUUCAACUAUGUAAAGAAAAAAGUAUUUAAGAUUAUUUCAUUCAUUCAGAUCUAGGAUGUGUUGUUUAAGUGUUCCCUUUAUUUUUUUGAGCAGUGUAGGUUAUUGUAGACCACACAUAGAGUGAAGAGGGCUACCAAAAGAACAGGAGAAGCAGUGGUCAGUGCCUCUUUUAUUUUUGAUGACUAUUAGUCAAAACUACGGUUCAAAAUUCCGGUACCUGUCCUAAAAUUCCCACAUUUUCCAGAAAUCCCAGUUGGAGGAUUGCCGGUUGGAGAAUUACCUCUCUCUCCCUGCUUAUUCACUCCUGAUUCUAAGAUUCCUCUAACUGAAGAAAAAAAAGGAAUUUUGGGGAAGAUUUCUAUAACUAGGACAUCGGCUAUGGCAUGAUUUCUUUGCAUGUCCAGUUUUUCUUCCUGAAUACAAACGCUGGUAUAGGUGGUUUCUAUUCCUAACCAUUUCUUACUUAUUUUCCUUGUUUUCCCUCUCUCCCCAGACAUGACGAGCUGGCGGGACGGUGGGGGCCGUGCGCUGGCGCCCACCGGGGAGGGGGUCGCAGAGGGUGGCCCGGGCGGGGCGCUGGUCAUGGAGGGGGCGGCCGUUGGUGGCCAGGCAGGCCCCCCUCUCCAGCAGCAGCAGAACCCACAGUCCCAUGGGCCGCCUAGGAACCCCCCCGCCGGCAGCCCCGUGCUGCCCCAGCCCCCCGUGGGCCCUGGCUUCCCACAGUACAGAGGGAUCAUGCCUCCAUUUGUAAGUAUAAUAAUAAUAUGCCAUUUAGCAGACGCUUUUAUCCAAAGCGACUUACAGUCAUGUGCGCAUAAAUUUUUUUUGUGUAUGGGUGGUCCCGGGGAUCGAACCCACUACCUUGGCGUUACAAGCGCCUUGCUCUACCAGCUGAGCUACAGAGGACCACUAGGUUCGAAGUCUACUCCUGGUGUAAUCUCUGCAUGUGUGCUCACAAAAGCUGUAUCUGUAGCUUUCAGAAAGUAUUCACACCCCUUUACUUUUUCCACAUUUUGUUAUUACGUCUUGAAUUUAAAAUGGAUUAAAUUGAGAUUUUGUGUUACUGGCCUACACACAAUACCCCAUAAUGUCAACAUGGAAUAAUGUUUUCAGGAGUAAACUUUUGCUUUACAAGUCACAUAAUAAGAACGCAUGGGAUUCACUCUGUGUGCUAUAAUAGUGUUUUAACAUGAUUUUGUAAUGACUAGCUCAUCUCUGUACUAAUUAUCUGUAAGUUCCCUCUGUCGAGCAGAGAAUUUCAAACACAGAUUCAACCACAAAGACCAGGAGGUUUUCCAAUGUCUCGCAAAGAAGGGCACCUAUUGGUAGAUGAAAAUAAAAAAGCAGACAUUGAAUAUCCCUUUGAGCAUGGUGAAGUUAUUAAUUACACUUUGGAUGGUGUAUCAAUACACCUAGCCACUACAAAGAUACAGGUGUCCUUCCUAACUCAGUUGCCGGAGAGGAAGGAAACCGCUCAGGGAUUUCACCAUGAGGCCAAUGUUGACUUUAAAACAGUUACAUAGUUUAAUAGCUGUGAUAGGAAACUGAGGAUGGCUCAACAACAUUGUCGUUACUCCACAAUAAUGAUCUAAAUGACAGAGUGAAAAGGAAGCCUGUACAUAAUGAAUAUAUUUCUAAAUAUGCAUCCUAAAGUAAAAAUGCAAAACAUGUGGCAAAGAAAUUAACUUUAUGUCUUGGAUACAACACAUCACUAAAUACCACUCUUCAUAUUUUCAAGCAUGGUGGUGGCUGCAUCAUGUUAUAGGUAUGCUUGACAUCGGCAAAGGAGUUUUUUGUAGGAUAAAAUGAAACUGAAUAGAGCUAUACAAAGGCAAAAUCCUAGAAGAAAACCUGAUUGUCUGCUUUCCAACAGACACUGGGAGAAAAAGUAACCUUUCAUCAGGACAAUAACCUAAAACACAAGGCCAGAUAUACACUGGAGUUGCUUACCAAGACGACAUUAAAUGUUCCUGAGUGGCCUAGUUACCGUUUUGACUUAAAUGGACAUGAAAUAUAUGGCAGGACUUGAAAAUGGCUGUCUAGCAAUGACCAACUUGACCGAGCAUGAAGGAUUUUGUAAUGAAUAAUGUGCAAAUAUUGCACAAUCCAGGUGUGCAAAGCACUUACUCACAGCUGUAAUCGCUCCUAAAGGUGAUUCUAACAUGUUAUGACUCAGUGGUAUGAAUACUUUAUUUCAUUUUCAAUACAUUUGCCAACAUUUCUACAAACAUGUUUUCACUGUCAUUAUGGGGUAUUGUGUGUAGAUGGAUGAGAGGGAAAAUUAAGGCUAGAAGACAACAAAAUAUGGAAUAAUUCAAGGGUAUAAAUACUUUUCAAGGCACUGUAUUAUAUCAAUAGCUAAGUUUUCAUCCAUUUGUAAAAGAUUUUCAAGCGAGAACGCCUAUUCUUAAUAUUCACACAAAAUAUAUGCACAAUUUACCGGCAGCGGUGUUUCCAUCAAACUGGCUUGUUGCGAAUAUAAAGCUGUGUGUGAUGACGUAGUGCACAUUGAAAGCACUUUGUCGUAUAACGUUUAAUGUACCGAGUAAAAAAAGUUAUGUUUUUCCAUCCUUUUUAUUUUUUUAUUUUUUUACUCUGUUGGUUUUGGCAUAAAGUCUUGACAAUCCUGUCAUUUUAAAUAGGUGGUUCUGUGGAUAUCUCGUUAGCGAAGUUUCCUAUAGUAUAUUAAGGUGUCAGAAACAGUGUUAGAACAUCACACUGUUACUUGUACACAGAUGGGCUCUCAGCCUGUUAUCCACCAGUGUAGCAGCAGUCUACUGUCAAUCUCUGCUUUUUUUGCACCACUGCUUUUGUGUAUCUCUCUUAAGCAGGAUCGCUAAAUCUGUCUGUCUCUCAGAUGUACCCUCCCUACCUGCCCUUCCCGCCUCCCUACGGCCCCCAGGGGCCCUACGGGUACCCUCCGCCUGGUGAGGCCCCUCCCAGGUUUCGCCAGCAGGGUCAGGACAGUCGCGGGCGUCCCCAGGGAGUUCCACGUGGCGGGGGAGGAGAGAUGGUGAAGCGACCUUCCAUUCUGAAGCAGGAUGACCUGAAGGAGCUAGACGAACUGGACCACCAGGACGGAGACGAGGGCUGGGCAGGUGAGAAAAGAGAGAGGAGACGUCAGGACUCAUGAACACCUAUAAUUAUUGAUUAUACUGCUCAGAGAGCAGUGGCAAGUUUAAAAAUCAUCACAUGAAGAAUAGAGACCUGCACAGUGUGGGUACACUGUUAAAUUGAUAUGAGAACGUUCCUUAAACAAGAUGGGAAAAUUAUGACAGGAUAGCCUGAAAUAAUGCACUUUAUGAAAGCGUUAUGUUAAUGAUAUGUUUGUAAAUUACACAUGGUGACACAGAUUUUUAUUGCUCCACCAUAAUCUCACAAAGCAUUAAACAUUUUUCUGUUUGGCAAAAGAAAAGCAUGACGCCAACUUCACACCCCCCCCACAAGGAAGCCAGCCCCAAGGGUUAUUAUUCCACUCUCAUUCAAUAAAAUGAUCUGAUGGUGAGGUUGAAAUACUCUGUAUUCAAAUCCCGAAAGGAAGUAAUGAUCUCACUACAAACAUUUUAAUAGAAAGUUGGCAAGAUGGAAAGGACAAUACCUGUCUAUUUGUGAAAAAAUGACCCUGAUUAACUCUUUGGUCAUAUCCCAGUUUACCUGUUUAUACUGAACAAAAAUAUAAACACAACAUGCAACAAUUUCAAAGAUCGUACUGACUUACAGUUCAUAUAAGAAAAUCUGUCAAUUGCAAUAAAUUAAUUAGGCCCUAAUCUAUGGAUUUCACAUGACUGGGAUUACAGAUCUGUUUGUCACAGAUACCUUUAAAAAAAAAAAAAAAAAAAAGUAGGGAUGUGGAUCAGAAAACCUGUCCAGUAUCUGGUGUGACCACCAUUUAUUUGCCUCAUGCAGUGUGACACAUCUCCUUUGCAUAGAGUUGAUCAGGCUGUUGAUUGUGGCCUGUGGAAUGUUGUCCCACUCUUCUUUAAUGGCUGUGCGAAGUUGCUGGAUAUUAGCGGGAACUGGAACAUGCUGUCAUACACGUCGAUCCAGAGCAUCCCAAACAUGCUCAAUGGGUGACAUGUUUGGUGAGUAUGAAGGCCAUGGAAGAACUGGAAUUGUGUACAGAUCCUUGAGCCAUGGGGCCAUGCAUUGUCAUGCUGAAACAUGAGGUGAUGGUGGCGGAUUAUUGGCACGACAAUGGGCCUCAGGAUCUCGCCACGGUAUCUCUGUGCAUUCAAAUUGCCAUCGAUUAAAUUGCAAUUGUGUUCGUUGUCCGUAGUUUAUGCCUGCCCAUACCAUAAUCCCACCGGCACCAUGGGGCACUCUGUUCACAAUGUUGACAUCAGCAAACCGCUCACACAACGCCAUACACGUGGUCUGCGGUUAUGAGGCCAUUUCAAUGUACUGCCAAAUUCUCUAAAACAACGUUGGAGGUGGCUUAUGGUAGAGAAAUUAACAUUAAAUUAUCUGGCAACAACUCUUGUGGACAUUCCUGCAGUCAGUAUGCCAAUUGCAUGCUCCCUCAAAACUUGAGACAUCUGUGUGAUUGUGUUGAGUGACAAAUGCUCAUUUUAGAGUGGCCUUUUAUUGUCCCCAGCACAAGGUGCACCUGUUUAAUGAUCAUGCUAUUUAAUCAGCUUUUUGAUAUGGCACACCUGUCAGGUGGAUAGAUUAUCUUGGCAAGGCGAAAUGAUCACUAACAGGGAUGUAAAUACAUUUGGGCACAACAUUUGAGAGAAAUAAGCUUUUUGUGUGUAUGGAAAAUGUCUGGGAUCUUUUAUUUCAGCCCAUGAAACAUGGGACCAACACUUUACAUGUUGCGUUUAUAUUUUUGUUCAGUGUACUUAUGGCCCUGCCCAUUUUAAAUUAUAUGAGCAAAAAAGAUUCCACUUUAUUUGGAACGGCAAGCCAGAUAAAAUUAAACGUACCUAUUUAUAUAAUGAAUAAGAAUUCAGAGGGCAGAAAUUAUUAAAUAUUAAAGCAUUGGUGGACUUCUCACUAAAGCAGUGAUCAUCAACUAGAUUCAGCCACGGGACGAUUUUUUCUUGAGCGGAUGGUCGGGGGGUGACCAGAACAUAAUUAGCCCAAACAGAUAUGUUUGACUAAAACAUAAUUAUUUAAAACCUUACAUUUGUAUACGAACACACAGAAAACGUAGGGGGCCAAAUAAAACCACCCGCGGCCACCAGUUGGGGAACCCUGCACUAAAGGCUUCAGUCAUACAAAAUCUAUACUUAAAUCCGAACCUUUUUCCCUUUAUUCAGAAUACAACCUCUCACUUUCGGUUAUUUGAAAAUCUCCAAAAUAUAGCUAUUUUUAAAACAAGCAUAGAAAGCUGGUUGCAAUUUCAGUUUAAUCCACCAGAAAAGACAGAACAAAAAUUACAACAAAUAUUAUGGUUAAACUCAAAUAUACUAAUUGAUAAUAUGGAAAAUAUGUUUAAAAAUGGUAUUUGUAAGUGAUAUCAUAAAUAACUCCACCAGUCCUAUGUCACACAUGCAGUUAACAAAAAUAUAUGGAAAUACAGUGGGGGGGAACAAGUAUUUGAUACACUGCCGAUUUUGCAGGUUUUCCUACUUACAAAGCAUGUAGAGGUCUGUAAUUUUUAUCAUAGGUACACUUCAACUGUGAGAGACGGAAUCUAAAACAAAAAUCCAGAAAAUCACAUUCUAUGAUUUUUAAGUAAUGCAUUUGCAUUUUAUUGCAUGACAUAAGUAUUUGAUACAUCAGAAAAGCAGAACUUAAUAUUUGGUACAGAAACCUUUGUUUGCAAUUACAGAGAUCAUACGUUUCCUGUAGGUCUUGACCAGGUUUGCACACACUGCAGCAGGGAUUUUGGCCCACUCCUCCAUACAGACCUUCUCCGGAUCCUUCAGGUUUCGGGGCUGUCGCUGGGCAAUACGGACUUUCAGCUCCAUCCAAAGAUUUUCUAUUGGGUUCAGGUCUGGAGACUGGCUAGGCCACUCCAGGACCUUGAGAUGCUUCUUACGGAGCCACUCCUUAGUUGCCCUGGCAGUGUGUUUCGGGUUGUUGUCAUGCUGGAAGACCCAGCCACGACUCAUCUUCAAUGCUCUUACUGAGGGAAGGAGGUUGUUGGCCAAGAUCUCGCGAUACAUGGCCCCAUCCAUCCUCCCCUCAAUACAGUGCAGUCGUCCUGUCCCCUUUGCAGAAAAGCAUCCCCAAAGAAUGAUGUUUCCACCUCCAUGCUUCACGGUUGGGAUGGUGUUCUUGGGGUUGUACUCAUCCUUCUUCUUCCUCCAAACACGGCGAGUGGAGUUUAGACCAAAAAGCUAUAUUUUUGUCUCAUCAAACCACAUGACCUUCUCCCAUUCCUCCUCUGGAUCAUCCAGAUGGUCAUUGGCAAACUUCAGACGGGUCUGGACAUGCUCUGGCUUGAGCAGGGGGACCUUGCUUGCGCUGCAGGAUUUUAAUCCAUGACGGCGUAGUGUGUUACUAAUGGUUUUCUUUGAGACUGUGGUCCCAGCUCUGUUCAGGUCAUUGACCAGGUCCUGCUGUGUAGUUCUGGGCUGAUACUCACCUUCCUCAUGAUCAUUGAUGCCCCACGAGGUGAGAUCUUGCAUGGAGCCCCAGACCGAGGGUGAUUGACCGUCAUCUUGAACUUCUUCCAUUUUCUAAUAAUUGCGCCAACAGUUGUUGCCUUCUCACCAAGCUGCUUGCCUAUUGUCCUGUAGCCCAUCCCAGCCUUGUCCAGGUCUUCAAUUUUAUCCCUGAUGUCCUUACACAGCUCUCUGGUCUUGGUUAUUGUGGAGAGGUUGGAGUCUGUAUGAUUGUGUGGACAGGUGUCUUUUAUACAGGUAACGAGUUCAAACAGGUGCAGUUAAUACAGGUAAUGAGUGGAGAACAGGAGGGCUUCUUAAAGAAAAACUAACAGGUCUGUGAGAGCCGGAAUUCUUACUGGUUGGUAGGUGAUCAAAUACUUAUGUCAUGCAAUAAAAUGCAAAUUAAUUACUUAAAAAUCAUACAAUGUGAUUUUCUGGAUUUUUGUUUUAGAUUCCUUCUCUCACAGUUGAAGUGUACCUAUGAUCUAAUUUACACACCUCUACAUGCUUUGUAAGUAGGAAAACCUGCAAAAUCGGCAGUGUAUCAAAUACUUGUUCUCCCCACUGUAUCUGCUCUAUCCAAAAUUACAACCAACUGAUUGCAGCAUUACCACAAAAAUGGAGGAGUCAAGUGGAAGGGGGAGAAGGUAAGGAACUUGUCUGUCAGCACUACCAAAAUUGGUUAAAGAAAAAAAAUUGGGCUAAAGUAUACCGUACAGUUUAAUUUAAGGACCAACAGCUGUGCCAUACAGGUUGCAAAGGGAUUUUCGAUGUACCGAUUCCAUGGCACAUGGUUUAUGAACUGAUACAUUAAAACGACACCGGAUUCAAAACUUAGUUUUUCAAUGUAAAUUAUUAUACAAAAUUAAACCAAUAGAGUGUUAUAUGGGGGAUACUACCAUCCCAGCUCUGCAGAUUUUGCUGCGAAGAGAUGGAAUCAUUAGAUCACUUGUUUUGGUACUGCCCUUAUGUAGCUUGUUUUUGGUCACAGGUUCAGGAAUUGCAACAUGUACCUUGAGCUAACUCUGCAAAUAGCACUGCUGGGGGAUUUGAAAAGUAAUAGUCAAUCGAUCAAUAAUAUAAUUAUACUCUUAGCAAAAAAAAGUAUUUAAUUUACAAUCUGUAUAAGCUAUGAGAAUAGAAAGGUUCAGAACUUUUGUGAAACAACACAGUUGAAAAAUAUAUGUCCCCUGUAGCUCAGUUGGUAGAGCAUGGUGCUUGCAACGCCAGGGUUGUGAGCAUGGUGCUUGCAACGCCAGGGUUGUGGGUUCGUUCCCACGGGGAGCCAGUAUGAAAAUGUAUGCACUCACUAACUGUAAGUCGCUCUGGAUAAGAGCGUCUGCUAAAUGACUAAAAUGUAAAAUGUCAUUAGAAAUCAAAACUAGAUGGUUUUCUGAGAUAGAUGGGAGGGUUUGAGGGUAGCUGAAGGGUGAGACAAAAAAAAUGACUAAUGUAAAAUAUACUGUCAUAAAAUGUAUAUAGUAGUAGCAGGAGUAUUGUUGUCCAUUAGUUUACUCCAAUUAGGGGAGGGGUGGUCGUGUUAGGGGAAAAUAAUAAAUAUAUAAUAAUAAAUACAUACAAAUAUGUAUAUAUGGGGGAUUGGAAAUGAUGCAGACAAUUACAUUGAUAAAAGCCACAAUCUAGCUGCAAUAUUAAAGCUGAUUUACCCCCUAAAAAUGGUUGAGGAUGUCAGCGGUACAAAUGCGUUCCAUUGUGCUUCUACUCUGAACCGUUGGGUCUGUCAAACAGGGGCACAUGAGGAGAUCGACUACUCAGCCAAGUUGAAGUUCAGCGACGAUGAAGGAGAAGAAGAGGGGGAUGAGGAGAGGAACGAGAGACCCGAGAGGAGUGAAAGAAGCGAGAGCAAGAACGGCCCACGGUAUGUCCCACAGUAGCUGCCCAGCAUAACAGAACGACAUGGUGUGGAAAAUCAGUUUGACCGUUUCAAACUUUUUGUACUGUUCUCUGCUAGCAAUCCUCCUUUGUCCCAUCUAGACCGAUACACCCACAUAAAUGGUUUCUGAAUUAAUAAAGGACAGAGCCAGAAAAUAACAAAUUCAUGAAAUGAGUUGUUGCAUGUGGGAUUGCUUUUGACGUGACACGCGUAGUCUCAUUUCCUUCCCCAGGGAGAUACAGAGGUCUCAAGAAGGGCCCCUUCACGUGGCCCAGCGCUCCCGAGCCUCUGACAGCGGAGGGGACAGGGACACCAGCCGCACCCCUCUUUCCAAUGCCGACCACGACGGCCCCCCACCCCCCUCCAGCAAGCCAGGAUGGGCCGAGGAGGGGUGCAACAGCGGCCCCGCCACGUACCAGGUACGACCCUCGGCAAGGGCUAGUCUAGUAGACGUUCAGAGGCAGCUCAGGGAUAAUAUGCAAGUGAACAGUGACCAUUUUAUAGUAAAUAGCAGGAUUGCGUUGAGGACAUCGAUAUUAGCGUAAUGGCUAACUAGAUGCGUCUGGCUAAUUUUAACCUGUGGCUGCCUGUACACUACAGGGGCGUAGGCCUGGACUGGGUGGCCACUGGGAGCAGCCCUCCCCCCCACCAGGGCCUCUCCUCCACCAGGGACAGGGGCCUUACUCCUACUACCGACAGGUAUCUGCCUACCUGGGGAGAGAGAGGGCCUCGUAUAUACACAGAGUAUACAUAACAUUAAGAACACCUGCUCUUUCCAUGACAUAGACUGACGGGUGAAUCCAGGUGAAAGCUAUGAUCCUUUAUUGAUGUCACUUGUUAAAUCCACUUCAAUCGGUGUAGUUGAAGGGGAGGAGACAGGUUAAAGAAUGAUUUUUAAGCCUUGAGACCAUUGUGUAUGUGUGUGCCAUUCAGAGGGUGAAUGGGCAAGACAAAAUAUUUAAGUGCCUUUGAACAGUGUAUGGUAGUAGGUGCCAGGCGCACCGGUUUGUGUCAAGAACUGCAACGCUGCUGGGUUUUUCACGCUCAACAGUUUCCUGUUUUUAUCAAGAAUGUGGUCCACCACCCAAAGGACAUCCAGCCAACUUGACACAAGCUUCGGAGUCAACAUGGGCCAGCGUCCCUGUGGAAGGCUUUCGAUACCUUGUAAAGUCUAUGCCCUGACGAAUUGAGUGUUCUGAGGGCAACUCAAUAUUAGGAAGGUGUUCCUAAUGUUUUGUAUACUCAGUGUAUAGCCGCAUAGCAUUUUCACACACUUUUUUGCGGUUCAGUUAUUAUUUAUUUGAGUUAUUCAUACCAUCCCAGGAAAGUUUCUUUUUCAUAUUGCAGCCAAGAUUGUGGUCGUAUGUGUCCUCAUUCCAGUUUCUCCUCACCCAGGACCGCAACUCCCCUAAUCAGUCCGGCCCGGUGGUAGCCCCCGGAACUGUCUCUGCCUCCCUGGCCCCCGGGAAGCCCACUCCCUCCCCGCAGCUCCAACAGCAGCAGGCUACUUCCCCCGUCCCCGGAGGCCCCACCCCUCCGCCGCAGACAGCCGGCCUGCUAGCCCCGCCCCCGGGCGAAGACGAGGACGAGACGUGGCGACAGCGCAGGAAGCAGUCCUCCUCGGAGAUCUCGGCCGCCGUUGAACGCGCCCGCCGGCGCCGCGAGGAGGAGGAGCGAAGGAUGGAGGAAGAGCGGCGCGCGGCCUGUGCUGAGAAGCUGAAAAGGCUGGAUGAGAAGGCCCAGCAGCAGGGUGGUGGUGGUGGGAGCAGCGGAGGCUCCAAGCCCCCCAGUCUGGACGGCAACUCCGCCACAGCCGGAAGCCCCAGCCCUUCCCUAUCGGCCUCGGCCUCCUCCCCCAACAUCAGCCAGCCCCCGUCCCCCUGCGUGGACCAUGACGAGCCCCCCCUGGCUGCCCAGGCUGUGACCAGGGACCUAGUGCCAGGUCCCAGUCACACCGACAGACAGAGGGCCAAUAGCAACAGCAGCUAUGACUCCAAUACUGGUGAGUUUUAACUAUGGCUGUGGCGGUCAUGACAUUUUGUCAGCCGGUGAUUGUCAUGCAAAUAACUGCCUGUCUCACGGUAAUUGACCAUUGAUUAACUUAAACAUGUUUAGCAUCUCCUGGCUUCCAUGCAUAGCCUACAAGCCAAUGAUGCGGACCUUUGGAACAUCUACAUUUUAAAGUCUAAUAAAUCAAUUUAAUAUAGCCUACACCAGGGGUGUCAAACUCAUUUUAGCUCAGGGGCCACAUGGAGGAAAAUCUAUUCCCAAGUGGGCCGGACCGGAAAAAUCAUGGUAUAUAUAACUUAAAAACAACAACUUCAGAUUGUUUUCUUUGUUUUAAUACGAUCAACAUACAACAUAAAGCUGGAGCCUGAGGACAGUGUGUCCAAAAUAGUACAAGCACAACAUCACUAUUAAUCAUAAAACACGUCAAGUUUUUUUUGAAAAUUCUAAAGUAAAAGAACACAAACACACAAUGCCUCAGUGAUUCACAGAAGUAUAUCACAGAUCACAGAACUAUAUCAGGGUGUCAUUUCUCAGGCAGAAAUGUAGAUAAAAAUAAUGAAAUCCUGUUCCCCAAACAAGUGCAAGAACCACAGAGUCAAGAAUAGGUUAAAUAUACAAAUAAAAUAAAAUCAAUUAAAAACAAUAGCACAUCAACAUAAAAACAUAUAAACAUAAAGCUGGAGCCUGAGGGACAGUGUCCAAAAGCACAACAUCACUAUUAAUCAUAAAACACCAAGUUAUUUGAAAGUUCUGAGGACAAAGAACACACAAACACACAAUGCCUCAGUGAUUCACAGAAGUAUAUCACAGAUCACAGAACUAUAUCAGGGUGUCAUUUCUCAGGCAGAAAUGUAGAUAAAAAUAAUGAAAUCCUGUUCCCCAAACAAGUGCAAGAACCACAGAGUCAAGAAUAGGUUAAAUAUACAAAUAAAAUAAAAUCAAUUAAAAACAAUAGCACAUCAACAUAAAAACAUAAACAUAAAUCUGAAAGCGUUGCUCAAACUCCCGUAACAGUCCCGUUAUUUUAUCUUUGAACCGCUUCAUGUCUGCCACAUGUUGGGUCGCGCACACAUUUUUCAGACAGGGGAAGUGAGCUGCAUCACCACCGGCAAGUUGCGUCUCCCACAAUGACAGCUUCAACUUGAAAGAACGUAUGCUGUCAUAAUACUGCGUGACAACUUUGUUGCGCCCUUGCAGCUGUUUGUUCAAGUUAUUCAGGUGCUCUGUAACAUCCACCAUAAAUGCAAGGUCCUGCAUCCAUUCUGCGGAAUGAAAUUCUAACACUGGUUUGCCCUUUUCUUCCAUGAACUGUUCAAUUUCUUCUCGUAAAUCAAAGAAACGCCUCAGCACAGCACCUCGGCUUAACCAUCUUACCUCAGUGUGGUAUGGCAGGCCAUAGAUGUGGUCUUUCUCUCUGAGAAGGCUGUCAAACUGACGGUGAUUCAGGCUUCUGGAUCGGAUGAAAUUAACAGUUUGGAUGACCACCUUCAUGACGUUAUCCAUCUUUAAUGACUUGCAACACAAAGCCUCCUGGUGCAAAAUACAGUGAAAAGUCAAAAAAUCACGUCCUCCAUUUGCAGAUUGCACUUUCUCUCUGAACUUUGUCACAACGCCUGCUUUUUUCCCGAUCAUUGAGGGCGCACCAUCUGUAGCCAGGCUGACAGCGCGGGACCAGUCCACUCCUACCCUGUCCAGCGCGCCGACGAGUGCGGUAAAAAUAUCAGCUGCUGUCGUUGUAUCUGUCAUCGGCACCAACUCCACGAACUCCUCGGUGACGGUCAAUGUGUCAUCAACUCCGCGGAUGAAAAUGGCCAGUUGUGCAACAUCUGUAAUGUCCGUGCUUUCAUCAAUUGCAACCGAAAACGCAAUAAAUGACUUUACUUUUUGCUUCAACUGGCUGUCCAAAUCCACUGAAAGAUCGGAAAUCCUGUCUGCAACUGUGUUUCUUGUCAGGCUGAUAUUUGCCAAAGCCUGCCGCUUUUCAGGGCACACAAUCUCCGCUGCCUUCAUCAUGCAUGUUUUUACAAAUUCACCCUCACUAAAUGGUUUUGAAGCCACUGCGAUUUCAUUAGCAAUGAGGUAGCUAGCUUUCACUGCAGCGUCACUGAUGUCUCGGCUGUGAGUAAACACAGACUGCUGUUUCUUCAGACCCGCCAACAGUUCAUUCACCUUCUCUCAUCUCCGCUGUCCUUGAAAGUUGUCAUAUUUGUAGGCAUGAAGACUCACAUAGUGGCGACGAAGGUUAUAUUCUUUCAGCACUGCAACAUGCUCUGAACACACCAAACAUACAGAUUUCCCAUUCAAUUCCGUGAAAAAAUAGGAUGACCAUUUUUCUUGGAACACUCUGCACUCUGCGUCCACUUUUCUCUUUUUUGACAGAGACAUAUUGGGGCAAUGAGGGUGCCAAAGCACAUAAUGUUAAAAGUAGAAGCCGUAAUAAAUAUCGCGGGCAAAACAAAGUAGCUCAUUGGCUGCACGUGCUUGACCUACUUGCUCUGCCCCGGUAUAAACAGUUUGCUUGCUUAACACAAUUGCUAUUACACCAUCUAGUGGACGCAAUUGGAACAGCAGUUUAUUUUAUUGAAAAAUUGCAGCGCAUUUUCAAAAUCAUCUCGCGUGCCGGAUUAAACCCGUUUGCGGGCCUGAUCCGGCCCGCGGGCCGGACGUUUGACACCCCUGGCCUACACCAUCACAAUAAAUCCAUUAUUUAUUUUAGGCAGAUCUAAAGAAACUGUAGCCUAUUUCAGAAGAACAGAAUAGCAUAUUCUGAGUCGUCCUUAUGUUAGGCCCUGAUCUGGCUAUGCCAUAUGGCUGUGGGCUACACUAGUUCAUUUACCAGACAAGAUUUUCGUAUAAUUCCCGUGGCAUUAUUUUAUAGUAAGAAGAAUACAAUUGAACAUAGCUGAAUAAAAUAGAAAGGAUAUUUUCUCCAAACGAUUUCCGAAGAAGUGCGCACAUGCGGCUAUUCUGUGUUGAGUGGUUAACAAAGAAAAAGGUCCUCCUAUAUGCUUAAUUUAGAGUUAUUUAUGCAACUUUAGUUGUGAUUCAAACAUUAAGCUAUAUGUUUAGAUUUUUUAUACAUUCUAAGGCUGCACUAAUGAUGAUUUGAAAAUAAUCUCAUGAAAGGCAUGAGCUCUGCUCUGUUUCUUGCGCAGGCUGCACACACUUCAUCAGUCUCUCAUUCACUAAAUAUACUUAAGUAUCAAAAUUAAAAGUAUAAAUAAUUUCAAAUUCCUGAUAUUAAGCAAACCAGACGGCAUCAUUGUCUUGUUUUUUAAUUUAUUUACCGAUAACCAGGGGCACACUCCAACACUCAGACAUAAUUUACAAACAAAGCAUGUGUGUUUAGUAAGUCCGCCAGAUCAGAGGCAGUAGGGAUGACCAGGGAUGUUCUCUUGAUAAGUGCGUGAAUGGACCAUUUUCCUGUCAUGCUAAAAGCAUUCAAAAUGUAACGAGUACUUUUGGGUGUCAGGGAAAAUGUGUGGGAUAAAAAGUACAUUAUUUUGUUUAGGAUUGUAGUGAAGUAAAAGUUGUCAAAAAUAUAAAUUAAGAUACCCCAAAAAACUACUUAAGUAGUACUUUACAGUAUUUUUACUUAAGCACUUUACACCACUGACAGAAAUAAAUAAAAUCAUUCAGAAUAGGCUACUAAUGAUUUGGCAAUAGAGGAUCAUUAGUGUCUUUAAAAAAAAUAAGUUGUGCAUUGUUUUAAAUCGCAUUGCCUACAGUCAGAAGGAAAGGCAGCGCGGCAAAUGCCAAAUACAUGAUUGUUGAGUUGCGACUGUCAUCGAAAAGUAGAGGCCCAGCCAGGCAUAUCGCAAUGUUUCAAAAUACAAUCGCGGGAAAACAAAUGAUUAUUGAUGUAAAGAGAAGACAAUGAAGACUCUAAUUUGUCUUUUAGUUAUCAAAAUUAUCAACUUAAUUGAGAGAACAACAGUAUAGCCUGUCUUAUUGGGACCAGCCUAUGGACAAUGUCGUUUUUAUUGAUCUGUUUGUAAGUGUCAGUAGAGUAAGCUACCCUGUAAUUUGUCGUGUUAAAAAAAGAUUAUGCUAAUUCAUAUAAAGUGUAGUAGAAUAGCAUGAAAUGUGUUUUAAAAGGCCACAAUUUUUCAGUGCAAAGAAAGAAAUCUGAUUUAGCCUAGGCCUACUCUACGCUACACGUAUUUUUUGCGAACAGUGAUUGAGCUUUAUUAUUAGCCUAAAUUGUGACAAUCCAAUCUACUCAUCACAUUACGAAUAGUAGGCUAUCUUAAAUCAGUCUACAGAUGCAUGGAAUGCUUUAUUAUAAAGGUGCAUUUUUAUGGUAAAUUUGCUUCCCCUUGAAACUCGCACUGCCGGCUUCACCGGUUGUAAAGCAGAUUAAUAUGCUUAAUUUUAAGAGUUCCGCAAUAAAUAUAGCAGCACAAGAAAGCUGCAAUUUCAAUUUAAUCCUCCAGAAACGACAGAACAAAUAAUGCAACAAAUAUUGUGGUUAAACUCAAAUAUACAAAUUGAUAUAAAAAAACACAAAACAAAUUUAACAUUUUUUAAAAAGGUAUAAUCUUAAUAAAUUAUAUCAUAGGUAGGACUGGUGCAGUUAUGUUGCACAUGCAGCUAACAAAAACAUAUGGAAAUGUCUGCUCUACCCGAAAUUACAACCAAAUAAUUGCAGCAUUACCCCAAAAAUGGAAGAGGGAAGGGGGAGAAAGUAAGGAACUUGUCUGUCGGCCCUGCAUUAAAGAACAUAAUUGGUUAAAGAAAAUUGUGAUAAAUAAAAAAGUAUACCAGUUUCAUUUAAGCACCAAAGGAUUGACAGCCGUCCCAUAUAGAUUGCAAAAUAGUUUGGAAGAGGUUUUUGACGUACCAUAAUGUUUAUGAACUGAUCUGCAAAACGACGCCGUAUUCAAAACAUAUAAUUUUUCAAUUUAAAUUAUUAUACAAAAUUCUUGCUACCAAUAGAAUGUUAUUUAUAUGGGGGAUACAAUCUUCCCAGCUCUGCAGAUUUUGCUGCGAAGAGACAGAAUCAUUAGAUAAUUUGUUUUGGUACUGUCCAUUUGUAGCUUGUUUUUGGACACAGGUCCAGGAAUGGCUAAAGGAUUGCAAUAUUUACCUGGAGCUAACCCUGCAGAUGGCACUACUGGGUGAUCUGAAAAGUCAUAGGCAACUGAUCAAUAAUAUAAUACUUUUAGCAAAAAUGUUUAUUUUCAAUUUACAAUCUGUAGAAACAAUGAGAAUAGAAGGGUUCAGAACUUUUGUAAAACAUCACAGUACAGUUGAAAUAUAUAUGGCAGGUGUUAAGAGAUAGAUGGGUGGUGUUGAAUGGAGUUGACGGAUGGGACUAAACAACUAACAACAACUAAUAACAACAAGAUAACAAAUGUAAAGCAUACUGUGUCCAUAAUAAAUAUAUAGGUUAUAGGUUGAGAGCUUUUGUGAAAGAGCACAGUUAGAAAGAUAUGGCAUAUAGAAGCAAACCGGAUGGACAUCAUGAAAAUGAUUGGAGAGGUUGAGGGUAGAGGAAGUUCAGGAGUAAAAACAAACAAAAUUGAAUUAUUGUAAAAUUGACUGUGUCCAUAAAAUGUAUAUAGUAUGUAUAAGCUGGAAGUAGAGGCCUAAGCGUUGUUGUUCACUAGUUUACUCUCAAUUAGGGAAGGGGUGGUGGGGUUGGAAAGUAAUUAAGGGAAAUAUAUUUAAAGAAAGGAUAUGUAUGUAUGUAUGUAUGUGUGUGUGUGUAUAUAUAUAUAUAUAUAUAUAUAUAUAUAUAUAUAUAUAUAUAUAUAUAUAUGUAUAUAUAUAUGUAUGUAUGUGUGUAUACAGUGCCUUGCAAAAGUGUUCAUCCCCCUUGGCAUUUGUCCUAUUUUGUUGCAUUGCAACAUGUAAUUUAAAUGGAUUUUUAUUUGGAUUUCAUGUUACUUGUGCUCAUUCACAUCUGCUUACCUCUUUCAACAAUCAGUGGUAUAUCAUUGCUAUAUUCUCUCCCUUUCCUCCAUCCAGACACCCAGAUGUGUCCCCAGCCCCCCACUCCCCUGCUGCAGCAGCCCCCUCUGGAGGUUCUGGUGCCUGGGGAGGGGAAGGAGGAGAUCCUAGGUAGUGCUCACGUCCGUGGAGGAGGAGUGGUAGACCCAAUGAAGGUAGAGGGCAUGGCAGGAGGAGCAGGUCGCCAAGCCAGCGCCCCCCCCGGACAGGGCUACUCCAAGUACCAGAAGUCCCUGCCUCCCCGCUUUCAGAGGCAGCAACAGGUCAGUCUAAUAACCUAUUGAAAAAAAUUUCAGAAACUUUGAACAUCCCACGGAGCACCAUUAAAUCCAUUAUUAAAAAAUGGAAAAAAUAUGGCACCACAACAAACCUGCCAAGAGAGGGCCGCCCACCAAAACUCACGGACCAGGCAAGGAGGGCAUUAAUCAGAGGGGCAACAAAGAGACCAAAGAUAACCCUGAAGGAGCUGCAAAGCUCCACAGCGGAGAUUGGAGUAUCUGUCCAUAGGACCACUUUAAGCCGUACACUCCACAGAGCUGGGCUUUACGGAAGAGUGGCCAGAAAAAAGCAAUUUCUUAAAGAAGAAAAUAAGCAAACACGUUUGGUGUUCGCCAAAAGGCAUGUGGGAGACUCCCCAAACAUAUGGAAGAAGGUACUUUGGUCAGAUGAGACUAAAAUUGAGCUUUUUGGCCAUCAAGGAAAACGCUAUGUCUGGAGCAAACCCAACACCUCUCAUCACCCCGAGAACACCAUCCAGCAGCAUCAUGCUGUGGGGAUUUUUUUCAUCGGCAGGGACUGGGAAACUGGUCAGAAUUGAAGGAAUGAUGGAUGGCGCUAAAUACAGGGAAAAAGCUGUUUCAGUCUUCCAGAGAUUUGAGACUGGGACGGAGGUUCAUCUUCCAGCAGGACAAUAACCCUAAGCUUACUGCUAAAGCAACAAUCGAGUGGUUUAAGGGGAAACAUUUAAAUGUCUUGGAAUGGCCUAGUCAAUGCCCAGACCUCAAUCCAACUUGAAGUAGCUGGAGCAGUUUUGCCUUGAAGAAUGGGCAAAACUCCCAGUGGCUAGAUGUGCCAAGUUUAUAGAGACUUACCCCAAGAGACUUGCAGCUGUAAUUGCUGCAAAAGGUGGCUCUUAAAAGUAUUGACUUUGGGGGGGUGAAUAGUUAUGCACGCUUAAGUUUUCUGUUUUUUUGUCUUAUUUCUUGAUUGUUUCACAAUAAAAAAUAUUUUGCAUCUUCGAAGUGGUAGGCAUGUUGUGUAAAUCAAAUGAUACAAACGCCCCUAAAAAUCCAUUUUAAUUCCAGGUUGUAAGGCAACAAAAUAGGAAAAAUGCCAAGGGGGGUGAAUACAUUCGCAAGCCACUGUACACGGGGGGAUGAAGCCCAGUCUAAUGAACGUAUUUGGGGUAUAUAUUGUCCCUUUCACAUUCCAAAUUGAAGCUCCAUUCUAUAAAGCAAGCAAACCGUUCCAUUCACUGUCCCAGAAAAUACAAACCAAUGUGGGACCAGAGUAGUUGUUCUGUUCUUGACGCAGCAUUGCAGAUUGGCUUAACCUUCCCAAAGUUUGAGAAACUUACCACUACCUUUUUGUGGCUCCAUUUUAUGACUGCAGAUCCAAUACAACAAACACUAUAAAUAAUCUGCGUUCGAAUUCAGUCUGAGUAGGAGUGCUGAUAUAGGACCAGUUUCGCCUUUUCAAUGAUAAUGAAUAGCAAUAUACAGUGCAUUCGGAAAGUAUUCAGAUCCCUUGACUUUUUCCACAUUUUGUUACGUUACAGUCUUAUUCUAAAAUGGAUUAAAUAGUUUCCCCCCGCCCUCAUCAAUCUACACACAAUACCCAUAAUGAUAAAGCAAAAACUGGUUGUAUUUGUUGUGUGCAAAUGUAUAAAAAAAUUAUAAACUGAAAUAUGACAUUUACAUAAGUAUUCAGACCCUUUACUCUGUACUUUGUUGAAGCACCUUUGGCAGCGAUUACAGUCUGCCACCACCAUGCUUCACCGUAGGGAUGGUAUUGGCCAGGUGAUGAGCGGUGCCUGGUUUCCUCCAGACGUGACACUGGGCAUUCAGGCCAAAGAGUUCAAUCUUGGUUUCAUCAGAGCAGAGAAUCUUGUUUCUCAUGGUGAGUCCUUUAGGUGCCUUUUGGCAAACUCCAAGCGGGUUGUCGUGCUUUUUACUGAGGAGUGGCUUCCGUCUGGCCACUCUACCAUAAAGGCCUGAUUGGUGGAGUGCUGCAGAGAUGGUUGUCCUUCUGGAAGGUUCUCCCAUCUCCACAGAGGAACUCUGGAGCUCUGUCAGAGUGACCAUCGGGUUCUUGGUCACCUCCCUGACCAAGGCCCUUCUCCCCCGAUUGCUCAGUUUGGCCAGGCGGCCAGCUCUAGGAAGAGUCUUGGUGGUUCCAAACUUCUUCCAUUUAAGAAUGAUGGAGGCCACUGUGUUCUUGGGGACCUUCAAUGCUGCAGAUUCUUUUUCGGACCCUUCCCCAGAUCUGUGCCUCGACACAAUCCUGUCUCUGAGCUCUACAGACAUUUCCUUCGACCUCAUGGCUUGGUUUUUGCUCUGACAUGCACUGUGAACUGUGGGACUUUAUAUAGACAGGUGUGUGCCUUUCCAAAUCAUGUCCAAUCAAUUUAAUUUACCACAGGUGGACUCCAAGUUGUAGAAACAUCUCAAGGAUGAUCAAUGGAAACAGGAUGCACCUGAGCUCAGUUUCGAGUCUCAUAGCAAAGGGUCUGAAUACUUAUGUAUACAGUGGGGGGAAAAAAGUAUUUAGUCAGCCACCAAUUGUGCAAGUUCUCCCACUUAAAAAGAUGAGAGAGGCCUGUAAUUUUCAUCAUAGGUACACGUCAACUAUGACAGACAAAUUGAGAGAAAGAAAUUCCAGAAAAUCACAUUGUAGGAUUUUUAAUGAAUUUAUUUGCAAAUUAUGGUGGAAAAUAAGUAUUUGCUCACCUACAAACAAGCAAGAUUUCUGGUUCUCACAGACCUGUAACUUCUUCUUUAAGAGGCUCCUCUGUCCUCCACUCGUUACCUGUAUUAAUGGCACCUGUUUGAACUUAUCAGUAUAAAAGACACCUGUCCACAACCUCAAACAGUCACACUCCAAACUCCACUAUGGCCAAGACCAAAGAGCUGUCAAAGGACACCAGAAACAAAAUUGUAGACCUGCACCAGGCUGGGAAGACUGAAUCUGCAAUAGGUAAGCAGCUUGGUUUGAAGAAAUCAACUGUGGGAGCAAUUAUUAGGAAAUGGAAGACAUACAAGACCACUGAUAAUCUCCCUCGAUCUGGGGCUCCACGCAAGAUCUCACCCCGUGGGGUCAAAAUAAUCACAAGAACGGUGAGCAAAAAUCCCAGAACCACACGGGGGUACCUAGUGAAUGACCUGCAGAGAGCUGGGACCAAAGUAACAAAGCCUACCAUCAGUAACACACUACGCCGCCAGGGACUCAAAUCCUGCAGUGCAAGACGUGUCCCCCUGCUUAAGCCAGUACAUGUCCAGGCCCGUCUGAAGUUUGCUAGAGUGCAUUUGGAUGAUCCAGAAGAGGAUUGGGAGAAUGUCAUAUGGUCAGAUGAAACCAAAAUAUAACUUUUUGGUGUAAACUCAACUCGUCGUGUUUGGAGGACAAAGAAUGCUGAGUUGCAUCCAAAGAACACCAUACCUACUGUGAAGCAUGGGGGUGGAAACAUCAUGCUUUGGGGCUGUUUUUCUGCAAAGGAACCAGGACGACUGAUCCGUGUAAAGGAAAGAAUGAAUGGGGCCAUGUAUCGUGAGAUUUUGAGUGAAAACCUCCUUCCAUCAGCAAGGGCAUUGAAGAUGAAACGUGGCUGGGUCUUUCAGCAUGACAAUGAUCCCAAACACACCGCCCGGGCAACGAAGGAGUGGCUUCGUAUGAAGCAUUUCAAGGUCCUGGAGUGGCCUAGCCAGUCUCCAGAUCUCAACCCCAUAGAAAAUCUUUGGAGGGAGUUGAAAGUCCGUAUUGCCCAGCGACAGCCCCAAAACAUCACUGCUCUAGAGGAGAUCUGCAUGGAGGAAUGGGCCAAAAUAACAGCAACAGUGUGUGAAAACCUUGUGAAGACUUACAGAAAACGUUUGACCUGUGUCAUUGCCAACAAAGGGUAUAUAACAAAGUAUUGAGAAACUUUUGUUAUUGACCAAAUACUUAUUUUCCACCAUAAUUUGCAAAUAAAUUCAUUAAAAAUCCUACAAUGUGAUUUUCUGGAUUUCUUUUUCUCAUUUUGUCUGUCAUAGUUGACGUGUACCUAUGAUGAAAAUUACAGGCCUCUCAUCUUUUUAAGUGGGAGAACUUGCACAAUUGGUGGCUGACUAAAUCCUUUUUUCCCCACUGUAUGUGAUAUUUCCUUUUUUUUUUUUUUUUAUUAAAAACUUUUAGUAUGGUCUGUUCUCUGUCAAUUUUGGGAGUUGAGACAAAAGGUUAAGUUUUCCUUUAUUACAGUAACAUUUCUCAAUGUGUUUUGGUGUACAUAGAAUAUGACCGAUUCUGUUGGACCAAACCAAAAUGCAAAUAGUGAGUUGAAACCGCUUGUCAGAGAGGAAGAAGUGAUCUUUCAUCUUGCGAGUGGCAGGGGGUGGGGGCUUGGUGUAUGUGUUUGAGUGGGAAAGCUGCACACAGCACAAAAGAAGCGAAGGAGACGAGACCAAAAAGACAACAUAAGAAGAAGCGGACAUAAACACUGAUUCUUGCGAUACAGGCAUUUGGAAUUUUGCGGUAAAACAUCGAUUUUAGUUAAUCGAAUGAACUCUAUAUAUCUCCCAGCCCUACACGCAUGACUGUAAGCCUUUCGAUAAAGCGUCUGAUAAAUGGCUUAUUAUUAUUAUUAUUAUUAUUAUUAUUAUUAUUAUUAUAACAUCUCGACCACUUGGUGUUUUCAGGAGCAGCUGAUGAAGCAGCAGCAGCAGUGGCAGCAGCAGCACAGCCAAGCAGGUCAACAGAGCCAGCAGCAGCUCCAGCCUCAGCAGGCCCCCCAGCAGCAGGGCCCUUCCCUAGGGGCCACCCCUCAGACCCAGGGUCCCAAGCAGCAGCAGUCAGGGCCCCUGCAGUACACUCCGCAGGGCUCUAUGGGCCGCGGCCCUCUGCCCAUGAACUUUGACCCGCGCUGGAUGAUGAUGCCCUACAUGGACCCCCGGAUGAUGCAGGGGGGCAUGCAGGGUCGCCCUCCAGGGCCCAUGGACUACUACCCUCCCAACAUGCAACACGCAGGUGGGUACUCAUGGUAGUGUGGUUUGAAGGUUUGCAGUCGAGUAGGCAUAUUGUCAUAGAGCUGAAUCUGAAUUUGCAUGGAACAAAACAUUGUAAAACAUCUAUUGAGGUCAAUGGCAGAUUUGUGCAAACCAGAUUUAAAUGUAGGAUUUAGCCCAUAGAGAUUAUGACAAUGCAGUAAAAGUUUAAAUGCUCUAAGAAAUAGCACCAGGUUGUCAGCCAAAAUUUGAAUAAUUCAAUGUGACUUUUCUAACGUGACUCUGUUGCAGGGAUGAUGGGACGAGAGCGCUCCGAUUCGGGGGGCUCUGGUUCGGACAACUUCGACAGGCAGCAGCACCCGGGACACCCCCACAGUGGGACGCCCCCUAUUGACACCAAACUGGCCUGGGGGCCCGAGGUGUUCCCCGGGGGCAGCGAAGGCAGGGGACUGAGCUCCCCCCUGAGACAGAAGCAGGCACUGGAAGAGGAUGAUGUCAGUGGCAAAGGGACUAGGUAAAACAGAGGGGGUCAAAUGUCACUCAUGAUCAUUUAACUCUGGGGAAGUAGAUAAAGGGCCCCAUUUGCCAAAAUCCCGAAGUAUCCCUUUAAUUGUCAAAUCGUACAAUACUGAUUGAAUAGGAAAAUAUGUUAGUUGACAUCACAUUAGAUUAUAAAUAUUUUAAUUGAGUCAGUGUUGUAAGUACAGGAUACGGUUUCCAUAAGUGUUUUAUUAAAUCCCUGGUUUUUAUUUUAGGAGUGACACCCCUCCAGUCCGUGGUAUGCGAGAGGGAGGGCCAGGCCCCAUCCAGCAGCCCGGCUCGGGCUCCUCCAACCAGACUCCAGCACCUGUGGGCACUCAGGUGGUGGGCCAUGGAGGAGGCAGUCACCACCACCAGUCCUACAUGGGCGGCCGGGGCAACUACAUCAACUUCCCCGACCAGGGCUCCCGCAUGGCCCCCCACCAGCAGCAGCAGCAGAGGGGGAGUGAUGGAGGCUUCAGCCACCAGGAUGAGGGUCAGGGCCACAAGGGCGGUCAGCAACAGGGCCAGAUCUGGGGGGGCCCCCGACCCCAAUACGACCGCAACGGGCGCACUGACCUCUCCCUCCUGGAGAAUAACAACCCCCACCACCCUCAACAUCAUGGUCAUCAACAACAUCAAGCCCCCUCCCACUUCCCCCUCCAUCUCCACAAGCCCGAGAAUGGCCGCAGCGAGAGAGGAGGCGAAGCCCCGAAGAAGGGUGAUCCCUCGACCCCGCUCCAACAGCCGUCCCUCUCCUCCUGCUCAUCCUCCUCCUCCUCAUCCUCAGCCAGGGAGGACGGCAGUGGAAAGGUGGUCCUGCAUCACUUCCCACCUCAGCGCGAGGCCGAUACAGGAACCGUGCAGAGAAAUGAAGCAGGAAGCGGCAGAGAAAUGAAGCAGGAUAAGAUGGGCCCUGGCCACAGCCACUCUCAGUCCUCUGUGACGUCUCAGCAGUCCCAUCCUCAGUCCCAGCAGCAGAGGCAGGGCCAGGAGCAGCAGCACCACCGUGACCCCAAGCCCAACCAACGGGAGCGAGGGGGGAGGGAACACAAGACUGAGACCCAGUGGGGGCCACGGCCCGGCAGCAGCAACGCAGGAGGCCCCUCUUCACACAACAGGAGAGCAGUGGGUGGAAACUCCCGCGGAGGUGAGGAUUCAUCCAAUCACCCAACAGCGUCUGACCACAACAAACCUGCCGGCAGCCAAUCGGGAGGCGGCAACACCAACAAGAGGGCGGGGCCUAUCAAGAGGCCCGUGCUGAAGCGAGAGGGAGGGGAGGGCGAGAGAGGAGAAAAGACCAGCGGAGGAGGCUUCGGAAAAGACGAAAGACAAGAUGGAGGCCAUUCAUCAGUCAAGCAGGAAGCAUCCUCCGGCCCACAGAGCUCCUCUGCAGUGUCUGGUAAAGAAGAGCCAGCUCAGACCGGUCCCAAACCCAGAAAUGGAGGGAAGGAUCGAGCAGUGAACGAACGAGGAGGAGUGGGCAAGGGGCCCAAAAAUGGGGUCAACCCCACCCCCUCAUCAGGGUACUCCGGCCCCCCCUCUAACAGGCGGGACAGAGAGCGCUCCUUCGAGAGAGGUGGGGGCGCGUCCUACCAUGGUGUCCCUGCCCGUGGCAGCAGAGUCAGCCGAGGGCGAGGUGGCGAGUUCUACGGGCGCGGCCGGGGUUACCGGGGCACCUACACGGGCAUGGCCGGUGGCGGCAGUGUUGGCCGUGGCAGGGCAGCGAGCAGCAGGAGCAGUCGAGACUACCGAUCCGGCGGAGGCUACGACGAGGCAUCGGGGGGAAGGCGCGGCCGAGGGGGGUCGCAGGCCAACCCGGGGCGCGCACGUAAUCACAGCGAGACCCGCAGCGAGGGUUCCGAAUACGAGGAGGUCCCCAAGAGGAGGAGGCAGAGGGGGUCGGAGACGGGCAGCGAGAGUGCCGCCAGCGACCUAGCCCAGUCGGACAAAGAAGACCGUAAGUCAAGCACCAAGAAUGGCAGCGGCACAUAUAACGUUACCGGUAGCGGCUCCGCCCCACCCAGAGGCUCCCAGGCCCGGGUGUUCACCCCCAGAGGUGUGCCCUCCAGGAGGGGCAGGGGGGGAGGCGGCGGGGGAGGAGGUAUCUAUAGAAGUGGUGGAGGAGGAAUGGCUGGAGGUCACAGGUCAGGAUCCAGGGCCGACCCUCACGGCUGGGCCUCCAAGUCCUCAGCCUCGGUCCGCAAGCAGCAGGCCCCAAUGCAGUCGGCCGCACCCAAAGACACGGGUCGCGGAACCAGCGGGGAGAAGGAGAAGGCAGCGGACGGAAGCCGAGCUCAGAAUCAGGGAGGAGCAACCCCUCCGCAGUCUAUCCCCGCUGCACCUACUUCAGCUCCACAGGGCUCCAUGGAGAAUGGAGGCGUUGGGAUCCAGCAGUCAACGGCUAACCCCACUACCAACUCCAGUGGGCCCCUUCCGCUCCCUCUCUCCGGCCCGGACGGGCGUGACUUCCCUUGCGUCCCCCGUGAUGGCUUUGAGCGCCCCCCGAGACGCCGUCGCCACGGGCGCUCCCAGCACCAACAGGACAAGCCACCGCGCUUCCGGCGGCUGAAGGAGCGAGAGAACGCCGCUCGCAUCAACGGAGGAGUCGGGGUCAUCGGAGGAGGACGACCCUCCUCGCCCGGACAGAAUUAUGUUCAGGAUGUCACCGACGGCGCUCCCAAUGCGGCGCCCACAACCGGCGGUGCCCCCAACGCUAACCCCAAUGUUACCACGGCUACUAACAACAGUACUGGCGGCCAUCUUGGAAGCGCUAACGCAAACAGUCACCACCACCAUCACUACAACCAGGGCAUCUCCGGCCAGUCCCACUCUCAGCAUCACCACAACCCAGCGGGGGGCGCCAAAUCCCCCGACUUCUCCAACCAGAACUCAGAUCAGGCCAACGAGGAGUGGGAGACUGCCUCCGAGAGCAGUGACUUCACCGAGUUCCGGGAGAGGGAGGGGGGAGGAGGGAAGUCCUAUUCCUCCCAUCACCAUCAUCACCCACACGGAAGAGGAGGUGGAGGCGGAGGAGUGGUUGGAGAGCGAGAGAUGAAGGCGAAAGAGCAGGCGGCAAACAAGAGAAGCUUCUCCAGCCAGCGUCCCGGGAUGGAGCGACAGAACAGGAGGGUCAACGCUGGAGGAAGAGAGGGAAGAGAGGGAGGGGGAGGAAGAGGCCCACGGGGCCCGCCCGGUGGGGGUGGAGCCGGAAACGGAGGGGGCCAACGCGGCGAGCGCCGUGGAAACUGGCCCUCCCCCAAAAACAGGAAGUGA
Molecule: messenger RNA, 36362 nt
Organism: Coregonus sp. 'balchen'
Lineage: Eukaryota; Metazoa; Chordata; Actinopteri; Salmoniformes; Salmonidae
Source: the annotation of a GenBank genome assembly